Molecule: messenger RNA, 4573 nt
Organism: Gordionus sp. m RMFG-2023
Lineage: Eukaryota; Metazoa; Nematomorpha; Gordioida; Chordodea; Parachordodidae
Product: cyclin-dependent kinase 12-like
Exons: 14
Coding region: 244-4020 (1258 amino acids)
Biological process (GO): protein phosphorylation; positive regulation of transcription elongation by RNA polymerase II
Cellular component (GO): nucleus; cyclin/CDK positive transcription elongation factor complex
Molecular function (GO): ATP binding; RNA polymerase II CTD heptapeptide repeat kinase activity; cyclin binding
Source: RefSeq, a predicted model, not a curated record
GUUCGUUUUUCUUUUUUAACCGCCAUCGUUUUCGCCUAAUGUUAUUUAAAAUUGAAUUGAGAUAUUCUGAAUAUCAAUUGGUAUUGGUUCAACAAAUAUGUUUUGAAGAUAAAGAUCCAACUUUUGAUAAUGGAUAGACGCAUUAGCAUUUGUCAAAGAUGGACCCAUUAUCGAUCUGAAAUGGAUUAUUAAAUAAUUUUAGAGAUUAGUCACAGGUUCGACUCAGGAAUUGAUGAUGUGCCGAUGAAUAAAAAAAAUGCAUCAUUGGUGGCAUAUGACGAUGUUAGUUCUGAUGAUGAUAGGCAAUCCCAAAAGAAAAAAGAUUUGGCAACAGAUAAAGAAGUACAGUUAUCACCUAUCUCACAUUGCUCGUCAGUUUCCAAUGAAAAGAUUGAUUCAAAAUCAGCAAAAAAAUGCCACAAACACAAAAAAAAGAAAAAAAGGCACAGGGAUGAAGAGGAAUAUUUAACAAAAGAAUCUAAAAAAUCUAAGCCAAAUACAGAUGAAACUCAUAGGUCCAAUAAUUUUUCUUACCAAAAUUCUGAACAAGAAUCAGAUAAUAUCAUUCAUAAUAAAUCAACUGAAUUUGAGAGAACCCCAAGCCCAUAUUUUUCCAAAGGCAAUAUUCUAAAGAAGGAGAAAGUAUAUCAACCAAAUUUUAAACAUGAUGAUUCAGCCAGAUAUCCUAAGACACACAACUCUUUAACUGAAACUAAGGAGAAAAGAUACAAAUCUUCAUAUCAUGAAAAAAAUAUUAAAAAUAAACAUGAAAAAUAUUCAAAGCAUAAAUCAUAUAUUUCAUCACCAAUUAAAUCACCAUCUCAUUCACAUGAUGAUCAAAAUAUGAAUAUCCAAACAAAUGUUGCAUCUCCUAUUAACUCUGAACAUUAUUCUCAUAGAAGUGAACCAUUUGAUCCUCCUAAAAAAUCAGCAACCAAAAGCUUAGUUGAUGAAAAUUUUAGAAGUCCGAAUUAUAAUAAGCACAAAAAGAAAAAUCAUAAAAACAAAGAUUCAUUAACACGUACUUCCCAUGAAGAUGACAAGUUUGAUAAACAAAAAAGUAAAAUUUCUUCACAUUCCACUAAAAAGAAUAAGGAUAAUAAAAAGCGGGAUAAAAAAUUGGAUCCCUCUCAAUCUCAGUCUUACAGACAAUCUGAUGAAACCCUAUACUCUGAAAGUUAUACGGCUAAUAAAAAUGAUGCAAUAAUGGAGGAGAGUGAAACAGAGGCAAUGGACAAAAAAUACAGAAGUAAAAAUAAAUCUAAAAAGGGGAAAUCAAAUAAAAAACAUCGCCAUUCAUCUAGAAGAAAUCACUUUUCUUCUUCACAUAGGAGUCACUAUAUGCAUGUGCGUACUCAGUUUAGUGAUAGUUUAGCAGCUGAGAUAAGAAAGGAUAGGGAGGCUCUGAAAGCUCUAACUACACUCUCGAAAGAACCAUCAAAGGAGGGUGAAAUUGAAACAAAAGAAAUGGACAAUGAAAGGAAUAUUGGAAUGAAAGAUGUUAUAAAUGUGGAAAAGUUUAAAGAAACAUUACCUGAUGUUAAUAAAAAUGAUAAUGUUGAGCUAGGCACUCAAAAUGAAAAUAUUAAGAAAAAGCAUAUCAAUCCAGAUAAUAUUCACAAUAAACUCGAAAUUGGACCCAAUGGUCACCCUAUAGUCAAUGUAUCCAUUCCCUUACACCAUGACCUUAAAAUAAAGAAUGCUAGUAUUACUCAAUUUAAUUCAAGUACAGAAGAAGUAUCAACUAUGCAACAGGAUAUUGUAAAAGAUGAUCACAUGACAAAAUUAGUUAAAACUAUUGAAACAGACAAGAAAUGUGAAUCACCCCUUACCGUGGUUAAUAAAAUUACAGAUCUGCCUCUUCCACCCAUGGAUUUCGAAAAUGAAGAUACCAUAGUUGAGGUUGAAAAGAAAAGCUUUCAGAUAUCCAAAGUGCAUGAGCAGUCAUCCUAUCAUUCUUUUUAUAAAGGGAAGUUUAGAAAAUCUAGCCAUGAAUCUUUUGAUAUUGACAAUAGGGACAUGAGGAAACGGAUAAAGAUACUUGAAAAGAAUAAUAUUCAAACACACACUUGGGGCAAUAAAUAUAUAGAUAUGUAUGAUAUAAUGACACAGAUUGGUGAAGGAACCUAUGGACAGGUGUAUAAAGCUAAGGAUACCUUAAAUGGUGACAUAGUAGCCCUCAAGAAAGUGAGACUUGAAAACGAGAAAGAAGGCUUUCCCAUCACUGCAGUCAGGGAAAUAAAAAUUCUUUGUCAAUUACAACACCCAAACAUUGUGUGUUUAAAAGAUAUUGUGACUGACAAGCAAGAUGCCCUGGAAUUCAAGAAGGAUAAAGGGAAAGGAUCAUUCUACCUGGUAUUUGAAUACAUGGAUCACGACCUUAUGGGGAUCCUAGAUUCUGGUCUGGUCACACUCAAAGAAGAACACAUCGCCUGUUACAUCAAACAAUUGCUGGAUGGACUUUAUUUUUGUCAUUCUAGAAAUUUCCUUCAUAGAGAUAUAAAGGGCUCCAACAUUUUGCUCAAUAACAAGGGACAAAUUAAGCUAGCAGAUUUUGGACUAGCUCGACUAUUCAAUGCUGACGAUAAAGAACGCCCAUACACCAACAAAGUCAUAACCUUAUGGUACAGGCCUCCGGAAUUAUUGCUGGGUGAAGAGAGGUAUGGGCCAGCUAUCGAUAUUUGGAGUUUGGGUUGUAUCCUGGGAGAAAUGUUUACGAAAAAACCGCUAUUCCAGGCCGGGGUAGAAUUGGCCCAACUCGAAACGAUAAGCAAAUUAUGUGGCUCUCCCUCACCUUCUGUAUGGCCCAACGUCGUCAAUCUCCCCUUCUACCACACCAUGAAACUCAAAAAGCCAUACAGGAGAAAACUUAGAGAAGAAUUUUCUUUUGCUCCAGAGAUGGCCAUAGACCUGCUGGAUAGAAUGCUAGAACUCGACCCUUCUAAAAGGAUCACUUCCUUAAACGCCCUGAACCACCCUUGGCUCAUUAACGUUGACUUAAAAAAUGCUCAACCUCCCGAAUUACCGAUAUACCAAGAUUGUCACGAGAUGUGGAGUAAAGCCAGGCGCAAGGCCCUUAAAAGAGGGGAUACACUACCACUAUCCUCGAUAAGCAAUGUUAUUCCCAAAAGUACCACUUCUAUAUCAGUCGCCACAAAUUUAAGCUCGAUCAAUUAUGUAUCAAAUAAUUUAAAUAAUGCAAAGAAAAUUUCGUCUGAUCAAAAGCUAGUGCAAUUAGGCUCUUUGCCUCGAACUAAAUCCGUCAUUCUUCCUUCUAACGACCUUCUCCCUAUACCCAAUUACCAAGCUCAAGUUGCACCAAAAUCGGUCACCAAAAAUAAGCAAGAAAGAGAGGAAUGUAUGAAAAAUAUAUCCCUGGCUUCUUUUCAAAAACCGGGUGGUAGCUUUACCUAUGACCCCGACCCGCUCAAGCGUUUAGCUAGGAAUGAUUCAUUGAGCGAUUCCUAUGGCUCCUCUUCGUCAUCAUCCAUCUCCAAAAUCGAUGCCAAAGUCGAGCUCCAAAAACCAGUUGUUUCGGCACAUAAUUCUUCGAUUUCGAAAACAGGCUCCUCGUUCACAGACAAUAACAAUGUGAAGACCAAUUCGGCCCAACAACUAGCCUUCCUAGCCGACCUGCUGAACGAACGCAAAGUUGUCAACUUAGCUCAACUCGCAAGUUUGGUCAACGUGGAUUUGGACCCAGCCACAGCUAAACAACUAGCUCAUGUUGAUGGUAAGGUCUUAUUAGCUGCUGCCCUAGCGCAGGCUGGCAAAGCUCCACAUUCGCAACCUACAGCCCAACACCCUCAACCCCCACCACCAUUGCCUCCCCCACCAAUCCCUCCUACUCUUCCACCUCCACCAAUUCCACCUCCGUUCAUUAUGGCGAAUCCUCAUAGUUCUCUCAUUCCUUCCCCAUACAACCAUCACCCGCCUCAUCCUCCCUCAGUGGGCCACUAUUUCCCACAGGUUCCCAUGCCAUUUCCUCCACCCCCUGGGGUUCCUUACACACGGCAUUGAAUUUUAUUUAUACUUAUUAUGCAUAUAAAAAAAUCUCAAAUUUAUGCUGUAACAUGCAAGAACGUGAUAUUAUUGGUGCCCUCCUGAACCGCCUCGCAUUUUUGUGUUAUAAACUGAGGUCACCCUAGAAAAUUGUAUCUUCUCUUAAAAGUUCUUACAACACAUACACAUACAGGACACAGGCACGAUUAUAGUAAUGAUGUUUUAAAAGAAUAACUUUAUAAGUUAUUUAUAUUUAAAAAUAUGCAUCAUAUUACUCAAACGUAAAAUAGUUAUAUAUGUUUCAUUCGUUUUCCAUUUAUUAUUUUAUAUAUGGAAUUAAAUUAUUUUUUUACCCACUCUCCUCCCCACUAUAUUUCAUCCCAUAAAUAUUGACCUUAGAUAAAGUUACGUGGUAACAAAACCAAAAUUAUUUAAUACAUAUCAAUGACAUGUUAUUUAUAAAAUAUACGGUGAUCUUUUUUUCGCAAAAAUUUUAUAUUAUUUCGUGUUUCUUCUUAUGAGUGUGUUAUAUACGAUUUCAGUUGUGCGAAUGAUUAUAAAAUAAAAAUAA